This is a messenger RNA of Schistosoma haematobium, 6920 nucleotides long. RefSeq lists its product as uncharacterized. The transcript has 5 exons. The record is from RefSeq and is a predicted model, not a curated record. Gene Ontology annotation, cellular component: cytoplasm. Bases 3071 to 3877 code for a protein of 268 amino acids. Lineage: Eukaryota; Metazoa; Platyhelminthes; Trematoda; Strigeidida; Schistosomatidae.
CCUUCAAGCGCUCAGUGACCUCCAUCAGAGUACGAUGCUACUUGAUCGUUGUCCUCACCGGCGCUACUUACAAACGUUUGACUGUCGCGCCUCACGGUAUUUUACUUUGUACGUUUAAAGGAAUAGAGUUUUAAGUUCCGUAUGGUUUAUACAGUUUCAAUGGUUUUAUCUAGGAAAUCGUUCAGUGAUUAGUUCGCUGCGAAUGAGGCGGCGCUAACGUUUUUGUUUCAUAACUGAUGUUAUUUAGUGAUGAACCUAACUCAGAACACUAGCCCGACUCCUAAUAUGUGAACUUGGACUUCUUCCUUUACUACAAGUGGUAAUUUGGCAUGUAAGGGUUAAUUAUUCAGACCAAAGGUAUAAUAUAAUAUUUCACUGCUAUUUUAUUGCUUUCAAUUGUUUAUUGUAUGGCAGUUGGACAUCGAUUUUUAGUCGGAUGAUGAGUAGCCUAAGUUCGUAAGUAUAGUAUACUUGCUGUAUAUUAUGUCUGUUUUAGGAAGUCAUCGAAUCCUAAACAUCACAUGUGUCGAUUACAUGAUUUGAAUUGUUACUAAAUGAUAAAUACUGGUGGAGAUAUGCACGACAGUCCACGUGAAAUACGUAUUUUAACACUCGUUUGUUCGAAGUACACACAACUAAGACAUUUGAUAUAUUUUAGGCAUUAUACAUCGAAAAGCUGCCCAAACGGCGAGACUAUAAUUUAUGGACGAACCAAUCAGAUAUAAGAUAACGAGUCACGAAUCUGGGCACGAAAUUCAUCCAUACAUCUGGUCAAAUAGAGUUUUGGCAUUAUAGCUGAUGUUAGUUCGUGAUGAAAACCCUAAAUCUAGUUUUUAGCCCUAUCCAUCAACUUUAAAUAAGAAUCCUAACUGUUUUACAACCCUCAUUUAGUCCUAAUUAGUAGUUUUUCACUCUCGAGGUCACUUUAGCGUCGCUCAAAGGUUGUCCAUAAAUUACAGUCUCACCCUUCUGAUGUAAAUGGACUGGUCGUGCUAACCUGACAACUACCAGGUAAUUACGUGGAAUUUCGGUCUUGUAUCCUCUUGCCUACCUUAGUUAAAAGUUUCCAGAAACGUUGAGAGGUCCAUUGUCAACCAGUUGACUACUGUCUUUCUCGUUAGGUUUAACUUCGUCUUGACACUUCGCUAAGGUUCUAUUACCGGGUAUAAUCAAGUGGUUGUGGCCCUAUCAAAUCUAACACUAAUAAUGUGUUGGAGCCACUUAAUUCUUUUUACUGCUAUCCUUUUUCAAUGCUACUUCGGUCACUAUUUUGGGAUUAGUAGUGAUUCUUAGUAGAUUUAUAGUCUUCCUACUAACAACCUUGGACCAAGCGUCCGAAAUAUUCUGGUCUAAAAUAUCCUUUAUAGCCUUUACUGUACUAGUACUCAUCCAUCAACUAUAUGUAACUGCUGUGCUUCAUUAUAGCUUAUAACAGGCUGAGCAACUUUGUUAAGCAUGUAUAGAAAAAACAUCUGAUAGACCAUAGGGUUCCAUUCUUUAGACAAAAAAAUAUAUUGAUUCAAAUGUAAAUCGCGGUUUUUUUUAAUCAGUUCACCCUAGUCCAUUUAUCUGUUAAAACAGUUCAGCUAAAAACUCCGGUUAUGUGCUUUGAUAUUGUGGAGAACUUAAAGUGAUUAAGGUCAUGAAUAAAGAAAAGCAGUAAUAUUAAAAACUUUUUAGUAAUACGACCAAAAUAGAUGUUAGUUGAAGUCUGUCUGAUCCUUAUAGUAAAUCCUGUAGAGUGCUUCAUUUUGAUUUUCAUUAGCUUCUAUUCUGAGUUGUGCCAAACUCUGAUGUAUGAUCUCAAAGUCUCAGUCCUAUAUAUUUAUGAAGUCACUAACUUCUAGUCUGAGCCCUAUUGGUAGACUACUUGAUUGGGGUCCCCGUGACUAUCGUAACCAAUGAUUGGAGACUGUGUGACAUGGCUCAGAAUCGAUCACAAUGGCUUAGGUGUAUACACUUUCUGUCUUCCCUUAAACCAUCAGAUUAAAAUCGCUUUAUAUCUUUCCUUCUACGAACUAAUUCUUUCUUCCUGUACUUUGUCCUUAUAUGCAAUCUUUCUUUUAUAUAUUCCUACCACUGAAUUAACUACUAUGAAUCCGGUGUUCAUCUUGUCGUGUUAAUGAGGUGUGGUAACUUGAACUGAUGCACAUGUGCCUGGUCAUACGUCGUAGCUGACUGACUGACCUAUAUAUUUAUGUCAUAAUAGUACUAAGUUAAGAAAAUUAUUUACUUCCUCCAAAUUGCGCGAUUGGAAUCAUUUUCAUUCAAAAUAGUUGCUUUUUGUAUUACGAUUUUACACCGGAUUUCAAGAUAAAUGUAUUUUAGCUAACAGUUUCUGGCAUCUGCUGAAGGGAAACCUAACUAUCUUAACUGAGGUUUAAUGCAACAGGAUCGUCUUAUUGUAUUAUCUGUGCUACUCAUCCGCUCUAUUAAUGAGUUUGGUUACAUUCCCUAAGUGUAUGUCACUCAUUUUCACUGUUAUUAACACUGAGAACUGAUCAAACGCUAAAUAUUUUGCUAACUUGCACCACCAACAAGACUGUGUAGCACCAUUGUAGCAUUCUAUAAACAUAAGACAUAAUAUCUUCUUAAUUGAAGAAUGUUUUGCUAGCAUCUGACCAAUUAAUUCAUUUAAAAAUUGGUUUUUUUUGUCAGGAAGUCGGGACUUGUAGCCACUAUCGACUUUCACUUUUUAUGUAAUUAUUAAGAUUUUGUGCAUGCAUUUUACUACUGUUUUUUAGUUUUAGAUUGUCUAGUGUUCUUCACUAGUCCCUGAAACUUCUACUGUUGUCAGCCGAAUCGAAAAGUAUCUGUUGGAUUGUGUCAGAGGUCCCAUCUGCAUAUUACACAAAUAAAUGUUAAAUGGAUAAACUUUCAGACUCAGGUGUGGCAAAUUAGACUAGCACCUUUUUGUGUCAGGUUCUACUUUGGUUAUGAAUGACCUAGGUAAUCUCGUUUCAAUCAGCCAGCCAUAAGUUUAAACCCUGCCCUGCUUACUUCAAUUUGGGCAACCUAAACCUAAACGUCAACGUCUGAAGGGAAGCGCGGGAUACAAUGGACAUCUAAGAUGCAGUUGGAUGAUCUAGACUUCGCAGAUGAUCUGGCCCUUCUAUCCCAAACGCAACAACAGAUGCAGGAGAAGACGGACAGUGUGGCAGCAGCCUCAGCAGCAAUAGGUCUCAAUAUACACAAAGGGAAAAGCAGGAUUCUCCGAUACAACACAGAAUGCAUCAAUCCAAUCACAAUUGACGGAGAAGAUUUGGAAGAUGUAAAAACCUUUACAUAUUUGGGCAGCAUCAUUGAUGAACAGGGUGGAUCUGAUGCAGAUGUGAAGGCGCGGAUCAGCAAAGCAAGAGCAGCAUAUUUACAACUGAGGAACAUCUGGAACUCGAAGCAACUGUCAACCAACACCAAGGUCAGGAUUUUCAAUACAAAUGUCAAGACAGUUCUACUGUAUGGGGCAGAAACCUGGAGAACUACAAAAGCCAUCAUCCAGAAAAUACAGGUGUUUAUUAACAGUUGUCUACGCAAAAUACUUCAGAUCCGUUGGCCGGACACUAUUAGCAACAACGUACUGUGGGAGAGAACAAACCAGAUCCCAGCGGAGGAAGAAAUCAGGAAGAAGCGCUGGAAGUGGAUAGGACACACAUUGAGGAAAGCACCCAACUGCGUCACAAGACAAGCCCUCACAUGGAAUCCUGAAGGUCAAAGGAAAGGAGGAAGACCAAAGAACACAUUACGCCGAGAAAUGGAAAUAGACAUGAGAAAAAUGAACAAGAAUUGGAGGGAACUAGAAAAGAAGGCCCAGGACAGAGUGGGUUGGAGAAUGCUGGUCAGCGGCCUAUGCUCCAUUGGUAGUAACAGGCGUAAGUAAGUAAGUAAGUAAACCUUGCAGUUUAACUGAAAGCCAGGUACAUGAUAUUUCUGUCCAGCAUUUUAGCAAUUAAAUACACUAUUUAAUAUAAUUUAUCUAUACGUGACACUGUUGUUAUUUGUGUUCGUAUUUCUUGCUUAGUUUUCAUUCCAAAUAUUCAGUUGAUGUAGGGGUUUGGAAAGUAUCAUGUUCAUUUCUAUUUCAAGUUUGUAGUGGUACAAAGCUAUUGUUAUAUGAAAUUGAAUGUCCAAGUAGCCUGUUAAUUGAGCUGUACACUCUGAUUGAUAAAAGUGGAUUUCAGAACAAUAAUUAUUGAAAGUUUUACUAUUCAUAGUAGGGUCAACUAUUGAUAGUAUUUUACUUCCAAACUUGUUUGGAUUCAUUUUAUGAAUGCUUCCAAAUCAGACAAAAACUUUCAUUCUUCCUAUUUAGAAGAUGCAAAUGUCUCCAUUCGUUAUUUGCCGUAGUAUUAUGAUUCAGUCCGGAAGUGACCUAGGGAACUGAAUACAUUAGAUUUUCGUAAUCCCCCGAUUAUUCGAAAUUCACGGUUAUUAUGCACUAGCUUAUGUUGCUUUUGACUUAGUCUCGUAGUUCUAGUUUUUUUCCUAAGCUAUAUUUUAUUAAGCUUCACUGAUUAGUUCUAUCUCACUGAUUCAAAUUUACAUACCUGUGCUUAUGUUUCUCGUUUAUUCAUUGUUUUUGCGGGUCGUAAUUGCAUCACCUUUGCUAUUUUAAUUCAUAUAUAUGACAUAUAUCUUGCUUUACACCAGAUUAUCAAUGUCCCCAAUAAUUUACUAUUAUCCAUAAACUCUAAACUCAGCAUUUUAAAACGGGUCAUAUCUAUAGAGUGAAAACUGUAUUUCCGUUUUAUAAACAACAUUACUUACUGUUUUCACGUGAAGUUAAGGAACCAUUUUUGUGGAUUUUAAAAAGAAUGUCAAUUUUCGUCGUAUCUCAUGUAAUUGAAUUCCUAUGUACAAAUAACCACUACUUGAAAUCUGUGUUAAGUAUGUCCCAACAUAAAAGCACUCUCACAGGUUUAGUGAUGGAAUAUUUUUGUUGUGGAAUUCAGAAAACAUAGCCCUUAAAACCCUUUUCCUGUAUCACCGUUUUUUACCUCUUAGAAAAGCAUUUAAGUGUUUCUCGCUGAUCUGUUCAUAAUAUUGUCUUGUUUUGAUCAUCUUUUGGUGGUAGACGGGGUCCUCACAUUUAGAGUAGGUCUCCGAAAAACCUUUACUAUGAUAUCCUUCAGUCUUACUCAUUUAUAUACGUUCCCGAUUCUCUUCCCUUUCUAUGUUUAUCGUAAUAAGAUGUUAUUCAGUAUUCUGAUUGCUAUUGUUAAGUGUAAAUUGUAGAGUAGCACGUGAUUACUGUUAUUAAUUUCGUCCUCGGCAACUAGCACACUUGUUUUUGUGAGUGCUCGUUCAGUCAUCGUUUCCUCUCUAUUAAAGAUGCAUUAAAAAUGUAUAAAUAACUUUUGCUGGAAACUCAAAUGACAUACUACAUGGACGGACUUACAUCAUUAAAAAUAAUAAAUUAAUAAAUCCAAAGUUGCUUAUGCCGCUUUAUUGACAUCACAAAACUGAGUAGUUAUAAGAAACUUAAGUGUUUACUACAGUACGUAGAUUGAUUACUUACGACAAGUUAUUGAAUAGUGUGAACCUACACUAUCAGCAAAGAAUAAUCAAGUGGCACAGGAUAUUAUGUUACUUCUGAUCUCCAAAUCAAAAAUUACAGUUACCUUUACUGAGUUUACUUUUUAUUUGAUCUGCCAUUGUUUUAAAACUACACAUGCAAAGUAUGUUAGUACUUCCAAGCAAAAAACAUUUUGUUUUGGUUAUUUAUAACCGAACUUAAUCGCCCAUGUUAAUCAAUUUCUUCCUUAAAGUUCCCUUUUUCAAGAUAUGUUUCUUUUAUAGCUUCAGCGUGAUAUCAACAAAUUACAAACCGAUUACCACAAAGCCAUUGAAAAAGAAUUAGGUAACCUGGAUAUUGCUUAUCUCCGCAAAAUACAGGCAAAUUACUUUCAAUGUGGCUUAAAGUGCUGUGAAGAUCCUGAUGCCUCUAUUACUGAAGUGCAGCAUUGCGUAGAAAGGUGCGAAGUCCCGUUAAGUAAAGCACAUGAAAUAAUGCAAUCUGAGGUCUCCUCGUUCCAGGCAAGAUUACAACUGUGUGCUUCUGAGUGCGCCAAUCAAGCGCGGGACAAGUUACCUUCAAAUGCAACUGAGUCACAGCUAAAGAAUGCUCAACGUGAAAUACUAGCAUGUUCCCAAAAAUGCGUGGACAAUCAACUAUCAAAGGGGCUUCCAGCCCUUAUUAUUCGACUAAAAGAUCAAUUGCGAAAGUUGAAGCAAAAUCAAAUUCAUAUCGCAAAUUAGUUUGUGUAAUAUAAGUAAUAAAACUAAAAUCUUUUUAGCAAAUGAAUUGUAUAGACCAGUUUCUUCAUUUUUAAUGUCACAUACAAGCUUGAUGCUCGUGGAUAUUUUGCGGAAAAAGCUUUGUGACUUGUUUUCCUACUUCAACCUGAGUUUGUAGCAACUAGGUUUGGACGCGAAUCUAUAAAUACUAUGACAUUUUGCAAACCUAAGUGUGCUAAGGUUCAUUGAGCAAUAUUCAUUCAUGUAUCUCAAACAUGGGUCAGACAUUUUCGAAUUAUAGUUCAUCUAAAAAAUAUUAGUCAACCCUUAGGAUGUACUCAUGAAUGUAAGCUGAUUUUAAACAUUGAACUUCUUUUAUAUCCAGAGGUUAAAUUUGUAUAUCAAAACAUCAGUUAUCCGCGUCAUGCACUAAAACUAAGGUGAAAAUAUAUUGAGAAAGGAGACUUAAGCUGAAUUCACAAAAUUCUACGGUUGAUGAAUCAUUUGUUUCACUUCACUCAUGGCGAGACGUGAAAACCCAUAUCUUAUUUAUAUGGGUAAUUAUCUCAUUAUCUAAAUUUGCUUAUUUAUUGGUACAAGGGGGCACCAGAUACUUAUGCGCCACACAAUAAUGAGAAUGGGGACAGAUAAAGAAUGUAAGGUGCGCGUCAAAAAUGACAAUAACG